GUUCAUUUGUACAUUUUGCUAAAACCUCAGAAAACCCCCCUGAGUAACAGUUAAGCAGUGAGAGCGCGCACAAAUGGCACUCUCUCGUCUCCUUCAACCAAAUUCAACCAUUCGCACCUGCAGAUUAGGGUAUUCAGCCGCAACAGCAAAAUUCUGCUCUUCAGGGAGUUCUGAUGGCGACGGCGGUAGAACGCUGCAAUUCAUGGACGAAGCUGUUGUAGAGGAUACAAAGAUCAUGCUACCAGAUAUAGUAAGCGAGGCUGUGGCGAAGAAUCCCAGCCUCUCUGAGGCAGAAGUUCUUGGGAAUAUAAUGGCACAAUACAGUGGCCGCCAUAAGACUACAACUCUAAGUGAUAUAUUCACGGUGCAUGAGAGUAAUCCUACUGAGACCACGGCUCGGAAUGAUAGGGCAAAGAAUCUCACAUCUAUUCAUCCAUCUCAUGAGCCUUCAAAUCAACCCUGUGAAGAGGAUGCUGAAGAAAAUCCCUUUCAGAGGCUUGUUCAAACUUUAUCUAUCGGAGCACGGCAUUCACCAUUCAAUCCAACUGAGCUUUCUCGCAGCACAUGUCUCGCUAAAGGCAACUCAUCAAAUGCUGACGUGCAAGGAUCUGACAAGUAUGAUAGGUCGAAUUUGCUAACUUUUCCAGCUGGGACUUCUACAAUUGAGGUCAGGGAGAUAAACAAAUUGGGCUUUGAUCUUGAGUUGAAAGAGCAAAAAAACUGUCUGAAUGUUUUGCUUCCCACAAGUAAUAAUGAUCAAAUGCAAAGACAGACAAAGAAUUUGACCGGAACAGAAUCAGAGGAGCACAAAGUACUAGUAAGGUUCCUGCAGAGUUCUGUUUCCGAGAGUGCAUUAUUUGAGUUUUUUAAGAAUUGUGGGGAGAUCUUGAACAUUGAAUGUCGUAAUGCCCCAAGGUCUCAGUUCAAAACUGCUUCCAUCAAUUUUAAGACCAGAGACGGGCUUCAGAAAGCUCUCAGCAAAUCUGGAAUGUAUCUUACUGGGCAGAUAGUUGUGGAACCUGCUGCUCCAGGAAACAGGAGCGCAGUAAUUACCGUUCCUGCCUUGCUUGGGGACCCUGAUAUCCCAGCUGCUUUAGUAAAGAACCCAACUAGGACGAUAAGAAUAGAACAGUUAACUGAAGAGAUAUGUUCACACAAUAUAGUAGAAGCUCUGGCCUUCUGUCAGAGCAAAGUAUCUAGCUAUUUUCUGGGGCCCUCACCUUCUGUUGCUUAUGUGGAGCUGGAGACAGAAACUGGCAAAGAACGGGCGCUUGCAAAACAGUCCAUCAACGUCUUGGGAAGGCAUCUGAUCAUACUAAGAAUUGAUUGUCCAAGAACAACAGCUGUAAGGAUUACAAGCAGCAGGUUUCACCUUUCAGGAGGAGAUGUUACACAAAUAUGCAGAUCUCUUGGAGAUGUUAGCGCAUCCUUUUCGAGAGACGUGAAUGUACUAGAUGUGCAUUUUAAAGUUUCUGAAUGGCCAAACAUGGUGAAGAUCCUGAACAGCUUAAAUGGAUGUGUGGUGAAAGGUAGUCCAGUGCACGCUGAGCCUGCACCGGUCUUCCCUCCUGAGGUGCUGUUAGCUCUCUGGCAUAACCCACUGGAACGAAAACAUUUGAAAGCCACAGCGCAGGCGUUGCUGCUUAAACUGAAGAGCAAAUUGGACACAUCCGAAUUAGACUUCCUAGAAAACAAUUUCUUCUCAAUCUCUACUUAAAGAAUAAUGAUAGCUUAGAUUUUCCUUCUCACAGUCCUUUUAGAUUAGAAGAGCACCCUUUUUAUCAACUGAGAGGUAAGCUUUGGAGGGCUGUUUGUUUGUUUUUCAUCUUAUUGUGAAAUUCAACAUUAUUGAAAUCCAAAGGAAAUUCCACUUUUCGACA
Salvia splendens (bonfire salvia) is the source of this 1880-nucleotide messenger RNA. RefSeq lists its product as uncharacterized. The coding region runs from base 74 to 1717 and encodes 547 amino acids. Gene Ontology annotation, molecular function: RNA binding. NCBI's taxonomy places the organism in Eukaryota, Viridiplantae, Streptophyta, Magnoliopsida, Lamiales, Lamiaceae. The record is from RefSeq and is a predicted model, not a curated record. The transcript is spliced from 6 exons.